AUGCAGAUCAAAGCGACUUGUCUUGUUCUCAUGGCCGCCCUCUUCACGGCCCAAGUUAUCGCAUACCCUACCCUCCCGCGGCUAGCUGCAAGGGACGAGGACUCGGAACUAAGCGAUGCAGACAUUUCUGACGAAUUCUCAUUGGAAGAGAGUGCCCUGGAGGCCGCGGGAAAGGUCGAAGUCUGGCCGCCAGCUCUGACCGACAGAAUUAUCUGA
Molecule: messenger RNA, 216 nt
Organism: Aaosphaeria arxii CBS 175.79
Lineage: Eukaryota; Fungi; Ascomycota; Dothideomycetes; Pleosporales
Exons: 2
Coding region: 1-216 (71 amino acids)
Source: RefSeq, a predicted model, not a curated record